Messenger RNA from Stegodyphus dumicola, 2736 nucleotides. It is a transcript of the gene Wdr81, whose product is annotated as WD repeat domain 81. Gene Ontology annotation, cellular component: mitochondrion. Gene Ontology annotation, molecular function: protein binding; phosphatidylinositol 3-kinase regulator activity. NCBI's taxonomy places the organism in Eukaryota, Metazoa, Arthropoda, Arachnida, Araneae, Eresidae. The record is from RefSeq and is a predicted model, not a curated record. Gene Ontology annotation, biological process: aggrephagy.
AGCUUUAAUGAUGCACUUCAGGAAAUACUUAAGCGUUUGUACAAAACAACAAGAAUAGAAAGGGAAGAUGGUAUGAUCAUUCAUCUUAGUCCUCCUCCAAGUUCAGCUCCUAAUCAGUUUAGCGAUUUCCAAGAUAUUAUCCAUCCAAACUUGUUAGAAAUAUUUUGUGCUGUUGAAAGUCCACAAUCCAUUUUUCUGAUUUGCGAAAAAAAUGUUUCUACCCUGAAAGACUGCUUAAUGUUUAGCCCAUUUGUUUUAAGUGGUUCAACUAUUCGACCAUUAUUUGUGGUAUAUCAACUUCUUCAAGCAUUGUGUUCAGUUCAUAAUUCUGGGUUGUUCAUGGGUCCAAUUACACUGUCCUCCAUUAGCAUUAAAGAAAAUUUAUGGAUACAAGUUAUGCCAUUAACUUGUUUACAUCUUGACUCUGACAAAACUACUUCUGAGCAAUAUUUUGUUGCAAGUGACAGACAUCUUACUGACGGUGAAUGUUCGGAUAAUAAAGAUGAUUCAGUAAUUUCAUCGAGCCUUACUUUUAAGCCUGCUGAUCAAAAUAGAGAGGGAGACUGUUCUUAUCAUGAAUUGACCCUGGCUUCAUUGGUACAAGAUUGGGUGAAUGGCAUUAUUAGUAAUUAUGAUUACUUAAUUGCGUUGAAUAAGCUAGCUGGAAGGGAGAAAGAUAAUCCUCAUUCUCAUUAUGUAAUGCCAUGGAUCAUGGACUUUUCUGUGCCAGAUGGUGGCUGGCGGGAUCUCUCAAAAUCAAAGUUUAGAUUGAACAAAGGUGACAAGCAAUUAGAUUUAAUCUAUGAAUCUGCUACAGAAAUAACCGGAACUAAUUUAUCUUGUAGCUCUGCAAGUAUUCCUCAAGAUUCUGCUGUUAUGGUUGCUCAUCACACAUCUGAAGUUCUUGCAGAUAUUACUUACUAUGUAUAUAAAGCUCGAAGAAUGCCCAAAUCAUUUUUAUGCCAUCAUGUAAGACAAAAAUGGGUACCUGCAGAGUAUCCAGCCACAAUAGAACGACUUCAGGAAUGGACACCAGAUGAAUGCAUUCCAGAGUUUUUUUCUGAUCCUACAAUAUUUUAUUCCAUUCAUCCUGAUUUGAGUGACCUUGGUGUUCCUUCAUGGUGCAAAAGUCCUGAAGAUUUUAUUAAGAAACACAGAGAAGCUUUAGAAGGUUACCAUGUUUCAGAGAGACUUCAUCACUGGAUUGAUCUUGUUUUUGGCUAUAAACUUACAGGUCCUGCUGCUGUUAAAUCCAAAAAUGUUUGUCUGCCAUUAGUGGAUCACCAUACAUCUAUUCGUAACUAUGGAAUGGUUCAGCUCUUCUCUCAUCCCCAUCCUCAUAAAUUAAAUAAAUGUAUUUUCUCAAGAAGCAUUGCUCCAAAGACUUUUCGAAACAUUGUCUUUAAGGUCUCAGAUACCAAAGAUAGUGGUGAUGAUGAGACGUCUUCAGAAAGCAUAGGCAAAUCUGGAUUUUUGAAAAGCUUGCGGUCAAAAUCAUUAGUCCUUCCAGAUAAUGCUCGACAUGAGCCGAGGCCAGAAAACCAAACAAUUGUAUUACCUAAAGAUUUUAAUCCUUUAGCAACCCUAUCUCAUUUUGAAUCUCUGUUUACAUUCUUGUGCUGGGCAGGUGGAGGGAAAGUUGGAAGAGAUGAAACUAAUAGCCAACAUAGUGCUAGUGAAAAAAUGACAUUUUAUAACCAGGUUAAAGAUUUACUAGUGCUAGGAUGUCUCAUUAGUGAAAUAGCUGUUGCAUCUUACUGCAAAACAUUGCCUGAAAAUGCAGUACUAGAAGAAAGAUAUAAUAAUAUUUUGAAGCUGUUAAGACUACAUAAACAAGAUGUACCGAGGUCUUUUCAAAAAGUUAUCCAGCUUCUUUUGCAAGUCGACUCCUCAUAUCAUCAAGAAUAUGAGGAAAUCACACCUGUUCCAUCACGUUAUCCACCAGUGUCUGCAUGUGGUCUUCCUCUUCCAUCUGCGCAUCAGUUACUUUUAUCCCAUGUUCAUACAAUACCAUUUCCACAUUACUUUCCUGAUUUGUAUUUGUUUCUCCUGAAACUUAAUCAGUUUACUGCUGAGAUUAAUUUGUUAUCAGAAAUCACUGAUGAGAAUGGAGAGAACAGGAAAAAAAUAGAAAAUCUUGCUGAAAAAAUGGUUGAAUACGCUGCUGAACAACUAAAGGUAUUAUUACCUUUGUUAAAUGUUGAAGGCAUUGAAUUGCUGACUCCAUACCUCCAAGAAAUUUUUGAAAAUCGUCACACUGCUUUACUUGCUACCUGGCAUCUCUUUGGAAUGGUUUCUCAAGCAUUAGGCCCUCAGCAAACAUGUAGCAAAUUACUCACACGGUUAACUAAAGUUUUUGAUACUGACAAACCUUCACCAAAGCAUCUGAAACUGUAUCAUCGAACAUUUCUCUUGCAAAUUAUUGUAGGCCUAGGCUUACAUAAUUUUCUAAUACAUUUUACCACAAUAUUAAUUGAAGCUAUUGGUGGAUGUAAGGAUUAUUCAUCAAAAAAUUCUGAAAGUGACUACAUUUAUAUGCAGAACACUUUUGAGCCUGAUGUCAGUAAGUUAGAACACAUGGCUGAAGAUUUAGAUGAGUGCAUUAUUGAUGACGGAGACGGAACAUAUGAUACUGCCUUUAGACAGUUAAACUCAUCUCAGGAAACCCUAAAUGUUCAGUCUGAAAUAAACAAUGAUGAAGAUAAUGAAAUUUUUGAUUUAGAUGUGAAUGAAGAG